Molecule: messenger RNA, 1236 nt
Organism: Alligator mississippiensis (American alligator)
Lineage: Eukaryota; Metazoa; Chordata; Crocodylia; Alligatoridae
Product: ral guanine nucleotide dissociation stimulator-like 1
Exons: 6
Coding region: 1-1236 (411 amino acids)
Biological process (GO): signal transduction
Source: RefSeq, a predicted model, not a curated record
AUGGCAUGCUUUGCGAAGCAGCAGCUGGUGAGUCUGGACCUGAGAUGGUCCAAACUCGACCUGAUCUUCGCCUUUUUCUUGACCAUCUGGCUUCGUCUGACGCCGGAAGAUUUCCGAGAGCCACCAUACUACACAACAUUAAAUAAACUGCUUGCAUCCCUGCGAAUGAACAUGCCUGGCUCCAAGCUAUUAAAAGAUGCAGAGCACCUCCUGCAGCGGUUUCAGAGGGAAGAAGUAGAAAAUGAGAACAACCCUGGAGAACUGCCUGGGGACCAGCCCGGAGACACACUCAGGGACCACCUGGGAGACCCAACUGGAGACCAGCCUGGAGACCCAUCUAGAGAUCAGCCCGGAGAUGAGCUUGGGGACAUGCCCAGGGAUCAGCCUGGAGACCAGCCUGGAGAUCCACCCAGGGACGAGCCCGGGGACCCAUCUGGAGAUCAGCCCGGAGAUGAGCUUGGGGACAUGCCCAGGGAUCAUCCCAGAGACCAGCCCGGAGAUCCAUCCAGGGACAAGCCCGGAGACCCAUCUGGAGAUCAGCCCGGAGAUGAGCUUGGGAACAUGCCUGGGGAUCAGCCCGGAGACCAACCCAGAGACCCACCCAGGGACCAGCCCGGAGACCCAUCUGGAGAUCAGCCCGGAGACAAGGUUGGGGACAUGCCAAGGGAUCAGCCCAGAGACCAGCCCAGAGAUCCAUCAGGAGAUGAGCUUGGAGAUGAGCCUGGGCACGUGUCUGGGGAUCAGCUCAGAGACCAGCCCAGAGACUCACCCAAGGACCAGCCGAGAGACCUAUCUGGAGACCAGCUUGGGGAUGUGCCUGGGGAUCAGCCUGGAGACCAGCCCAGGGACCUACCCAGGGACAAGCCUGGAGACCUGCCCAAGAACCUGCCUCACGAAAAGAUCAAUAAGUGCCCCGUGACAUCCACUCCAUGUACAUCUUGUGACCAGCAAACCACAGACACCUGCCUCAUCCGGAGCAGAAUGGAGAACAGCAAAAGCAGCGUAUGCAAAACUAUCCUGGUGACUUGCCAAGACAGGACAGAUGAUAUAAUCGAGAGAGUCAUGGCCGAGCACAACUUGGACCCAAAGGAAUCGGGCAACUACCAACUCGUGCAGCUCAUCUCGGAGACCAAAGUGUUGGCUGAAGCCAAUUUUGGUCCUGAGAUGUUUGAUCCCCUUUUGAGUUCUUACAUCCUUGACUUCAACAACUUCCUGGAGAAGACCGAAGUCUACUAG